Procambarus clarkii (red swamp crayfish) is the source of this 2238-nucleotide messenger RNA. Lineage: Eukaryota; Metazoa; Arthropoda; Malacostraca; Decapoda; Cambaridae. The record is from RefSeq and is a predicted model, not a curated record.
AUGUAUAUGAUGUCAGCUCUCUCUACUCCCCAAGCAGCAGCCCUCUCCUCCCCCAAGCAGCAGCCCUCUCCUCCCCCAAGCAGCAGCCCUCUCCUCCCCCAAGCAGCAGCCCUCUCCUCCCCCAAGCAGCAGCCCUCUCCUCCCCCAAGCAGCAGCCCUCUCCUCCCCCAAGCAGCAGCCCUCUCCUCCCCCCCAAGCAGCAGCCCUCUCCUCCCCCAAGCAGCAGCCCUCUCCUCCCCAAGCAGCAGCAGCAACAGCGAGAGGAACACUAAACUAGCCAUUACUGUCACAAUUACACAAGUGGCUCCUUCACCCCCUCACAGCACUCCACGCUCAGUGGCAGACGCUCCGUCAUCCACGGCCAACAUGUGCGAUAUACGACCUCUGCCAACACCAAAGUUGCCUCCCCCCACCUCUCAGUCUCUGUCACCACCUCGUAUUGUGCAGCUGCAGCAGCUCCAACACCAGCAACUGCAGCAGCUCCAACACCAGCAGCUGCAGCAGCUCCAACACCAGCAGCUGCAACAGUACCUGUAUGAGAGGUUGCAGUGCCUUGUAGGAGGGCUGCAGUACCUGUAUGAGAGGUUGCAGUGCCUUGUAGGAAGGCUGCAGUACCUGGAUGAGAGGUUGCAGUGCCUUGAAGGAGGGCUGCAGUACCUGUAUGAGAGGUUGCAGUGCCUUGAAGGAGCGCUGCAGUACCUGGAUGAGAGGUUGCAGUGCCUUAUAGGAGCGCUGCAGUACCUGUAUGAGAGGUUGCAGUGCCUUGUAGGAGGGCUGCAGUACCUGUAUGAGAGGUUGCAGUGCCUUCUGUAUGGUAUAAUACAGCAGUAUGCUAUAAUACAGCAGUAUGCUAUAAUGCAGCUGUAUGCUAUAAUACAGCAGUAUGCUAUAAUACAGCAGUAUGCUAUAAUGCAGCUGUAUGCUAUAAUGCAGCACAACAACUACAGCCUUUCCCAUCACCACAAUCUCGACCGACAGCCACAACAGCUUCUCUUCCACCACCACACCCACCAGGAAGAGCAACAGCCUCCGGCUAUCAACCAGAUCCCACCCAGCUCCACCAACAGCCUCCGGCUAUCAACCAGAUCCCACCCAGCACCACCAACAGCCUCCGGCUAUCAACCAGAUCCCACCCAGCUCCACCAACAGCCUCCGACUAUCAACCAGAUCCCACCCAGCUCCACCAACAGCCUCCGGCUAUCAACCAGAUCCCACCCAGCUCCACCAACAGCCUCCGACUAUCAACCAGAUCCCACCCAGCUCCACCAACAGCCUCCGGCUAUCAACCAGAUCCCACCCAGCUCCACCAACAGCCUCCGACUAUCAACCAGAUCCCACCCAGCUCCACCAAGAGCCUCCGACUAUCAACCAGAUCCCACCCAGCUCCACCAACAGCCUCCGACUAUCAACCAGAUCCCACCCAGCACCACCAACAGCCUCCGGCUAUCAACCAGAUCCCACCCAGCUCCACCAACAGCCUCCGACUAUCAACCAGAUCCCACCAACAGCCUCCGGCUAUCAACCAGAUCCCACCCAGCUCCACCAACAGCCUCCGGCUAUCAACCAGAUCCCACCCAGCACCACCAACAGCCUCCGGCUAUCAACCAGAUUCCAGCCAGCACCACCAACAACUCCGGCUAUCAACCAGAUCCCAGCCAGCUCCACCAACAGCCUCCGGCUAUCAACCAGAUCCCACCCAGCUCCACCAACAGCCUCUGGCUAUCAACCAGAUCCCACCCAGCACGACCAACAGCCUCCGACUAUCAACCAGAUCCCACCAACAGCCUCCGACUAUCAACCAGAUCCCACCAAGCUCACCAACAGCCUCCGGCUAUCAACCAGAUCCCACCCAGCUCCACCAACAGCCUCUGGCUAUCAACCAGAUCCCACCCAGCUCCACCAACAGCCUCCGGCUAUCAACCAGAUCCCACCCAGCACCACCAACAGCCUCCGGCUAUCAACCAGAUUCCAGCCAGCACCACCAACAACUCCGGCUAUCAACCAGAUCCCAUCCAGCUCCACCAACAGCCUCCGGCUAUCAACCAGAUCCCACUCAGCUCCACCAACAGCCUCCGGCUAUCAACCAGAUCCCACCCAGCGCCACCAACAGCCUCCGGCUAUCAACCAGAUCCCACCCAGCGCCACCAACAGCCUCCGGCUAUCAACCAGAUCCCACCCAGCUCCACCAACAAGUUCCCACGUAGUUGGUGCUGCACAAGUCUUGCUGGAGGCGACUAG